Messenger RNA from Penicillium cataractarum, 867 nucleotides. Its product is annotated as LYR motif-containing protein. The transcript has 3 exons. The coding region runs from base 1 to 867 and encodes 288 amino acids. NCBI's taxonomy places the organism in Eukaryota, Fungi, Ascomycota, Eurotiomycetes, Eurotiales, Aspergillaceae. The record is from RefSeq and is a predicted model, not a curated record.
AUGCAUAAGGUCUUAGUACCAAGUCGCUCUGGGGUCCACCGCUUUGCUUGUUUGGCGCUUUAUCGGGCCCUUCUCCGACAAUGUUCUCCCUCCGCCGCCGGUGAUGCGCCUUGGCGCGACGAGACCAAAUGUCUCGUCCAGCAAAGGUUUCGAAGAUAUAAAAGGCUACAGAGUCCUUCUCAGAUCGCAAAUGCAUUGAAGGCAGGAUACGAGGCUGUGGAUUUGCUUGACCGCACGUCUAAAGGAAGCCAGCCGGACUCCCACAAGCUCACUGCGAUACUUUCCCAGGCAAAGUCUUUCAAGGAGCAAUAUGCCGCUGAGCAAAGAAGGGUUGCGGAGCUGAUUCGACCGAAGCCGGUAUCACCGAGACAGGCUCGAAAGGAAGAGACUAUACGAUUCGAGCAAGAAACCUCCCGCAAGCACCCAGAUGCUCCGUCGAUUCUGGAUCGCCCGCGACUAAAUUUAAACGGGAAACGAAAGGUGCCGGUGCUGGUAAAUGCGCGUGGGAUACCUUUCUUGCGAAUCAAGAAGCCUCAGCCGAGGAAUCUGAGUGGUGUCAUACGAAGCAAGCUCGAAAAGCGCUGGAACCGUAUUGUAAUCCGUGACAGGCUACAUGUGGACCUUCUCUUUGCCAAAGAUGAGGACGCUUGGGAUCAUCUCACCAGAGCCGCGGAGCGACCGACGUGGUCCGAAGAGGUCAAGCUUGCUCUGGAUAACGUGUAUGACAAAAUUCGGGAAACCGACAGGCAAAACCGCGAGCUGGCUGAGAGUAUGUGGAACAUUGUGCUUGAAGAGAGAAAAUUGGCGGAGAAAGAAGACGAGCAGAGACAGUUGAACCAGUCGGCCUUGCAGGACAGGACUACUUGA